AUGUCCAGCCCAGUGAUGAAGAAGCAGAAGAAGGGCGAGCCCGUCAAGGGCACCUUUGAACGCUUCCAUAAAUGGGCUGCCGAUGUUAAUGUUGUUAUCAAAGGCAAGAGCUACAAGCGACCACGUCUUGGUACGGGGCUCCCUCAAGAUCCGAAUCCACCACAGCAAGCUAGGUACCACCUCAAGGCUGUGAAAGGAAAACGUCGACGCAUAUUCAUGCAGGAUGACGAUACCAUCACGGGUGAAUUCCCCCCCGAAGAUAAAAAAUGGUAUGACGUCCUUGCCGAAGACAGUGACGACAGUGACUAUUUCAAGGAGUCAUGGUACGUCGGAAUCGACAAACACAACGGAUAUUACGGACCUGCCGGCAAACAAAAACUGCACGUCUACCCACCACCGGAAAAAGAAGAAGAUGAAUUCUUGUAUAUCUGUCUCCUCGUCCAAGAUGCGCUCGAAGAAGGUUACCCCGUCCUCCCGGUUUUUCAAAAAUACAUCCACGAAGGAUUCAGAUAUCGAAAUCGUCUCACAUACUGGCAAUGGGCUAUGAGAAAUAAACUGAGGAUCUACACUCAUAUCCUUUGGUUCUCGCUGUAUGUCACACCGUUGAUUUGGUAUUGGUUAUUCUAUCCUCCAAAGGAUAUGGUAGAGACCAAGCAUGGGCUUGUGUGGCCGGCUCUUCCGGUUGUUGCACCUCCUGCUAACGGAAUUAGUCUUCCGUUCCACUUUUGGCCCUUCCAUGAACGGCAAAGAGUUGGAUGGAGCACCACUACACUCAUUGGUUAUGGGCUCUUCUAUACCUUCAAUUUCUUCUUGCUCUGGCUUUAUUACCGAUUUAAUCAUCCUCACCCUUACUAA
Messenger RNA from Orbilia oligospora ATCC 24927, 855 nucleotides. RefSeq lists its product as uncharacterized. The record is from RefSeq and is a predicted model, not a curated record. Lineage: Eukaryota; Fungi; Ascomycota; Orbiliomycetes; Orbiliales; Orbiliaceae. The transcript is spliced from 2 exons. The coding region runs from base 1 to 855 and encodes 284 amino acids.